Molecule: messenger RNA, 1192 nt
Organism: Panicum virgatum (switchgrass)
Lineage: Eukaryota; Viridiplantae; Streptophyta; Magnoliopsida; Poales; Poaceae
Product: peroxidase 2-like
Exons: 4
Coding region: 1-924 (307 amino acids)
Biological process (GO): response to oxidative stress; hydrogen peroxide catabolic process
Molecular function (GO): heme binding; peroxidase activity
Source: RefSeq, a predicted model, not a curated record
AUGGCGUCCCGUGAUCUCGCCGCACGACGAUCCGGAAUCUUCUCGCGAUCGACAAUUGUCCCCGUCUUCAGCCACGUCCGCCGCAACGAACGUCCGGGAUCUUGGUUUUGUGGCUUAACCAAGAAACCGUCCACCAACGUUCUCUCGCUGUGUCGUCAGCCCCACGGGCAUCUCAGCGACGCGUCCGUACUGUUGGCCGACAUCCCCGGCAGCUUCACCGGCGAGCAGGGGGCGUUGCCCAACGUGGGAUCUCUGAGGGGCUUCGACGUCAUCGCCAACAUCAAGGCGCAGGUGGAGGCCAUCUGCAAGCAGACCGUCUCCUGCGCCGACAUCCUCGCCGUCGCCGCCCGCGACUCCGUCGUCGCGUUGGGAGGGCCCUCAUGGACGGUUCCCCUGGGGCGGAGGGACUCCACAACCGCGAGCCAGACCCUGGCAAACAACGACCUGCCGCCUCCCUUCUUCAACCUCACCGACCUCAUCAGCGCCUUCGGCAACAAGGGUUUCACCGCGACCGACAUGGUUGCCCUCUCCGGGGCGCACACGAUCGGGCAGUCGCAGUGCCUCAACUUCAGGGACCACAUCUACAACGACACCAACAUCAACCCGGGGUUCGCGAGCUCGCUCAAGGCCAACUGCCCGCGGCCGACCGGCUCCGGCGACAGCAACCUGGCGCCGCUCGACACGUCGACGCCGUACGCGUUCGACAACGCCUACUACACAAACCUGCUAAGCCAGAAAGGGCUCCUGCACUCCGACCAGGAGCUCUUCAACGGUGGCAGCACGGACAACACUGUCAGGAACUUCGCCUCCAGCAAGGCGGCCUUCAGCAGCGCCUUCGCCGCGGCCAUGGUGAAGAUGGCCAACCUCAGCCCGCUGACCGGAUCCCAGGGACAGAUCAGGCUCACCUGCUCCAAAGUGAAUUAAGAAUUGCCACCAUAUAGUAUACAAGUGCGUUUUCAGGCUAAUAAGGCUAGCACGGCCACCAUGCAUCUUAGUACGCUUUACACACAAUUGUGCACCUAGAUGAAUGAGGAAGUCUGACUGUGAGAUGCUGCAAAAGUGGCAUGCAUGGAUCAGCUCAGACAAAAGAUGCUCGUGUAUUUCAGGGGCUCCAUAUAUGCAAAAGCAUGAAGGAUUCCCUUGCUUAAUGUUACUUCUCUCUGCUUAAAUAUGGCCCAGCCAUCAAUCAGUC